Rhizoctonia solani is the source of this 756-nucleotide messenger RNA. Its product is annotated as phosphoadenylyl-sulfate reductase (thioredoxin). NCBI's taxonomy places the organism in Eukaryota, Fungi, Basidiomycota, Agaricomycetes, Cantharellales, Ceratobasidiaceae. Gene Ontology annotation, cellular component: cytoplasm. Gene Ontology annotation, molecular function: phosphoadenylyl-sulfate reductase (thioredoxin) activity. The coding region runs from base 1 to 756 and encodes 251 amino acids. The record is from RefSeq and is a predicted model, not a curated record. The transcript has 4 exons.
AUGACCGUCACCAUCCCCCUCCAAACCGAUCUCCUGAGCCUUCCUUUGAGCCCCGAGCAGCUCGAUACCAUCAAUGAACAGCUCCGCAAUGAGUCUCCUCAGGGGAUCCUUACUUGGGCGGUUACUCACCUCCCCAACCUCUACCAGACGACUGCCUUUGGCCUUACCGGUUUGGCAGCGACGGAUAUGUUGGCCAAAAUUACCACGUCGCCACCUCCACUUAUCUUUAUCGAUACCCUCUACCAUUUCAAAGAAACUCUCGAUUUGGCAAAUGAAGUCCAGCGCCGUUACCAAAGCACCAUGCAUGUAUACCGCCCUGAAGGAACCGACACUGUCGAAGAUUUCGAGCGCAUUCAUGGACAAAAACUUUGGGAGACUGACGAACCUCGAUACGACUACCUCGUCAAGGUGGAGCCGGCACGCCGAGCAUACCGAGAGCUCAACGUACAGGCCGUCAUUACUGGCCGACGUGCUACCCAGGGCGCCGACAGGGCCAACCUGCAGCCCAUCGAGGUUGAUGCGACCGGGUGCGUCGGAGAUUGGCACUCGACGAUCAAGAGCGGCUCCGGCGAUGCCGGCGAGCGUGCUGGCCGUUGGGCAGGGAAGGAGAAAACGGAGUGCGGGCUCCACCAGGACUACUUCAAGUUGAAGUUGUUGGCUAUGAAGAAACAGCGCGAGGAAGAGCUCCGUCUCAAGGAUGAGUCACGCCCAGAUACCGAGGCACUUCCAUCAUCAACAAUAGUCUCGACCAACUGA